Messenger RNA from Quercus robur (English oak), 934 nucleotides. Its product is annotated as ethylene-responsive transcription factor ERF071-like. Gene Ontology annotation, molecular function: DNA-binding transcription factor activity; DNA binding. The transcript has a single exon. Bases 91 to 714 code for a protein of 207 amino acids. Lineage: Eukaryota; Viridiplantae; Streptophyta; Magnoliopsida; Fagales; Fagaceae. Gene Ontology annotation, biological process: regulation of DNA-templated transcription; ethylene-activated signaling pathway. The record is from RefSeq and is a predicted model, not a curated record.
AUCGAAUUUCGAAACCCAAGGAUCUCUCUCUCUCUCUCAUUAAGGAAAAUUUAUCAAUUUGUCCGAAUUCCGAAAGCCACUACGUGAUACAUGGAUGGUUUUUAUGCAAGCAGUAUUUAUAUGUGGUGUCCUUGGAGGACAAGAAUAACAGAGGAACAAGAACACGACAUUAUGGUCUCAGUUCUCAAGCACGUUAUCACUGGCGGCAUUCAAGGUCUCACCCCACAACACUUUCAACUAUUACAACAGAAACCAGUACUCCCGCCGCCUACAUCAGCCACGUCCUCAUUGGCUUCAACUAGCGGGGCCAGCACCAGCACCAAGAGGAGCUCGAAGAAGAAGAAGAACAAUGAUAACAAUGAGAAGAAAUACAGGGGAGUGAGGCUGAGGCCUUGGGGGAAAUGGGCGUCUGAGAUUCGAGACCCAAGGAAAGCGAAGCGCAAGUGGCUAGGUACGUUCCCGACGGCGGAGGAAGCUGCCAGGGCUUAUGAUAAGGCUGCCAUCGAUUUCCAUGGACCCAGAGCCAAGCUUAAUUUUCCAUUGUCAGACUAUUUGGUAGAAGAUCAGCUUCACGAACAGGUUCACAAGCACGAGGUUAAUCCAAAUGUUAUUGCGGAGACACAGAUUGUGGAAAUGCCUGAAAGCAGUGACGAAGAGAAUGAGCUUUGGGAUUCACUUACGUCGGAGGAACUUGAACAGUUAUUGAGGGAUUAGUCUGUGCAGUAAGCCCACCCUGCAGCUGAGCUAGAGAAUUUAGAUUAGAUUAUGGUAGAAAUAGAGAAUCAAAUAAUGUGGACUUUAGGGAAAUAUAUGAUCUUCGUAUUAAGUCGUGCCCAUUUCGUCCACAAUAUAGAGAAAUUACGGUUUUCUUUUAUCAAUUUAUUUUUUAAUAUAAAAAAUUCCGCUUGUUAUUAGAGCGGGAAAUCAGAUGAAA